AUGACAUCCACAGUUCGGACGGGGGCUGACGCCGCCAGCAGAAGCUCAAGCUCUACACCGCUGCGCAAGAUAUGUCGCGAACAGCAGGUGAUGCGAUCGGCUUUGGCUGGCGACUGCCACGCCAAGCACAAGCUAGAAUACGACUCACCUCAGCAUUUCGGGAUGGCGGAGGCCGGUGCCGGAGCCAGCAUGGAUGACCACACCGAUGAUGAUGACGAGGAGCUGCAGAAUGCACGCGACUCCAAUGAUGCCACCCAGGCGCAGGACAAGAUCAAGAAGUUACUGAGCGAGGUGUGCAAGCAGCAGCAAGUUAUUGGCCAGGCCAGUCAGGCCUUGAAUCUGUGCGCAGCUACCGUGGAGUUCUCCGGCUCCACAGAGUCCGUAGAGGGAGAGCGGUAUCUGUUGCUGGCAACUAAUCGUCGACAGUCGUGUUUGGAUGAGGUACAGCGUCUGCGUGUGGAAAACAGCGUCCGACCGGUGGGUGGACCAAAAGAAAAGGGUCUGUUGAGAUUACCAUUCCGUUGCGGCAUGAUACAACGAACACGUGCUGGCCACCAAGACUGUGCUGACCAUGCCCGGUCCGGUCCGGUGUCCGUUAAGUUACCCGAUGUUCUCCAGCUUAACAAUGUCUAUGCAGACUUUCGGAUCACGCUUGAAAUCUACGGAAUGCUGGCACAACGGGAUCAGUUGCCACACGACCUCAAGUACCACAUAAACCUGAACAAGAAGGGCGGCGUAAAGACGCCAAAGAAAAAGGGAGGCGAGAAUCGCUUAGUCAUGCCACCAGUGGAUAGUCCGGCCGGCCCGCAUGUAGUGCGAACGCCUCAAUUGGUGCAAUACGGGUUCGCCAUUUUCUCGCUGCGAGAGAUACAGCGCACCAGCUGGACGCUAACUCAAGUGCUAGGCGUCAGCCCUCUGGAGGGCGUCGUCCACAUGAAGGUCAACUGUGAGCUGUCCGUGGGCGUGGAGUACAAGGGAUUCCUCACUAUGUUCGAGGACAUAUCCGGUUUUGGUGCCUGGCAUCGUCGCUGGUGCUAUCUCAAUGGCUCCGUACUCAACUUCUGGAAGUACCCCGAAGAUGAGAAGAAGAAGUCUCCCAUGGGCAGCAUCGAUUUGAAUGCGUGCAGCUCACAGAAAGUCACCACCGCGCCGCGCGACAUCUGCGCCCGCCUCAACACCAUGCUGCUCGAGUGCGAGCGCCCGGCCAAGGACACGGAUCAAGAAUCGCUGAUAAUAGUGCCCAACGAACGCACCACCACAGUCCGCCACCUCCUCUCCGCCGAUACCAAGGAGGAGCGUGAAGAGUGGUCCGCUUACUUCAACAAGGCCCUGACUCUGCUGCGGGCCUGGGGGCCCACCCACUGAUGGGACUAACUAACCGCUAACAUUUUUGCAAUUGCUGUCACCCGUGACCCAUGACCCCUGACCCCAGAUCCUGACAGGGGGCUCUUUAAAGUUUUCUCUUGUUAAGUUUUUUAAUGUUCUAAUUUCAUUGCGUUUGGCUUUUUUUGUUUUUGUCGUUUCUUUGUACAGUAUUUAAAAAUUCUUCGUAUUCUACUGGCACAUGUUUGUGUUCGAGUUAGAUAUGUAUAAAGUAUUGUUUAAAUACCUUUUAUAUGUACGACUAGAUCAUGUAGAACUUAUGUAUAUUGCCUUUAGGAUGUGUCUCAAAAUAUAUAUGUAAAUCCCAGUAAAAUCGCUGUUACACACUGAUAACUUUAUUGGAUACUUUUAAUAUACACAUACACAUAAUAA
Drosophila miranda is the source of this 1755-nucleotide messenger RNA. Its product is annotated as anillin-like. Bases 1 to 1365 code for a protein of 454 amino acids. NCBI's taxonomy places the organism in Eukaryota, Metazoa, Arthropoda, Insecta, Diptera, Drosophilidae. Gene Ontology annotation, biological process: septin ring organization; mitotic cytokinesis; actomyosin contractile ring assembly. The record is from RefSeq and is a predicted model, not a curated record. Gene Ontology annotation, cellular component: actomyosin contractile ring. The transcript has 5 exons.